UCCUGGCCGUGCACAGUUGUCUUCGGUCGCUCCCGGUCCGCGGGCCUGCGUCCGCGCGCUCUCCCGCCGGCAAUGGGGCGACGGCGGCGGCUGUGUCUCCAGCCCUACUUUUUGUGGCUGGGCUGCGUGGCGCUCUGGGCACCGGGCGCAGCCGGUCAGCCUCAGCCUUCGCCACCCAAGCCGCUCCGGCUCCAGCCACCCCUGCAACAGGUCCGCUCGGCAGCUGCGAGCCCCGAAGGCGGGUUCGUGGCCCCCGAGUUCCGCGAGGAGGGCGCCGCGGCCGCCAGCCGCGUCCGCAGAAGAGGACAGCAGGACAUACUCCGCGGGCCCAACGUGUGCGGCUCCAGGUUCCACUCUUACUGCUGCCCAGGAUGGAAGACACUCCCCGGAGGGAACCAGUGCAUUGUCCCGAUUUGUAGAAAUAGUUGUGGUGAUGGAUUUUGUUCCCGCCCUAACAUGUGUACUUGUUCCAGUGGCCAAAUCUCACCCACCUGUGGAGCAAAAUCAAUUCAGCAGUGCAGUGUGAGAUGCCUGAAUGGAGGGACCUGUGCGGAGGACCACUGCCAGUGCCAGAAGGGAUACAUUGGAACUUACUGUGGACAACCUCUCUGUGAAAAUGGAUGUCAGAAUGGUGGGCGUUGCAUUGGACCCAACCGCUGUGCCUGUGUUUAUGGAUUCACUGGUCCCCAGUGUGAAAGAGAUUACAGAACAGGUCCGUGUUUCACUCAGGUCAACAACCAGAUGUGCCAAGGGCAGCUGACAGGGAUUGUCUGCACGAAGACCCUGUGCUGUGCUACCAUUGGCCGGGCGUGGGGCCAUCCAUGUGAGCUUUGUCCUGCCCAGCCUCAACCUUGCAGGAGGGGGUUCAUCCCCAAUAUUCGUACUGGGGCUUGCCAAGAUGUGGAUGAAUGCCAGGCUAUCCCUGGGCUGUGCCAAGGAGGAAACUGCAUCAACACAGUAGGCUCUUUUGAAUGCCGAUGCCCCUCAGGCCACAAGCAGAGUGAAACAACUCAGAAAUGUGAAGACAUCGAUGAAUGCAGCACCAUUCCUGCGAUAUGUGAAACUGGUGAAUGUUCCAACACCGUGGGAAGCUAUUUUUGUAUUUGUCCACGUGGAUAUGUAACCUCAGCAGAUGGCUCUCAGUGCAUAGAUCAGAGAACAGGUACAUGUUUCUCGGGUUUGGUGAAUGGUCGCUGUGCACAAGAGCUCCAGGGCAGAAUGACGAAAAUGCAGUGCUGCUGUGAACCUGGCCGCUGCUGGGGUGCUGGGACUGCUCCUGAGGCCUGUCCUGUCAGAGGUUCUGAGGAGCAUCGCAGACUGUGCCUGGAGGGACUUCCGAUGGGAGGGCUGCCAGGCAGUGCUGUUUCCAGGCCUGGGGGCUCCGGGGGGAGCAGCUUCAUCCCAAACGGCAAUGGCAAUGGCUACGGCCCAGGAGGGACUGGAUUCCUCCCCAUUCCCGGAGGCAAUGGCUUCUCUCCUGGUGUUGGGGGAGCUGGUGUGGGCACUGGAGGACAGGGGCCCAUCAUCACAGGGCUGACAAUUCUCAACCAGACAAUAGAUAUCUGUAAGCAUCAUUCGAAUCUUUGUUUGAAUGGACGAUGCAUACCUACUGUUUCUAGCUACCGAUGUGAAUGCAACAUGGGUUAUAAGCAGGAUACAAAUGGAGAUUGUAUAGAUGUUGAUGAAUGCACAUCAAAUCCCUGCACUAAUGGGGAUUGUGUUAACACACCUGGAUCAUAUUACUGCAAAUGUCAUGCUGGAUUCCAGAGGACUCCUACCAAGCAGGCAUGCGUUGAUAUUGAUGAAUGCAUCCAGAAUGGUGUUCUUUGUAAAAAUGGUCGAUGCGUGAAUACUGAUGGAAGCUUCCAGUGUAUUUGCAAUGCAGGCUUUGAAUUAACUACAGAUGGAAAAAACUGUGUUGACCAUGAUGAAUGCACGACUACCAACAUGUGUCUGAAUGGGAUGUGCAUUAACGAAGAUGGCAGCUUCAAGUGCAUCUGCAAGCCAGGAUUUGUCCUGGCUCCAAAUGGGCGAUAUUGUACUGACAUUGACGAAUGCCAGACCCCAGGCAUCUGCAUGAAUGGGCACUGCAUCAACAAUGAAGGAUCCUUCCGCUGUGAUUGUCCCCCGGGACUGGCUGUGGGUGUGGAUGGACGUGUGUGUGUUGAUACACACAUGCGCAGUACCUGCUAUGGUGGGAUCAAGAAAGGAGCCUGUGUGCGUCCUUUCCCUGGUGCUGUGACCAAAUCUGAAUGCUGCUGUGCCAAUCCGGACUAUGGCUUUGGAGAGCCCUGCCAGCCCUGUCCUGCUAAAACCUCAGCUGAGUUCCAUGGCCUUUGUAGUAGUGGAGUAGGCAUCACUGUGGAUGGAAGAGAUAUCAACGAAUGUGCCUUGGACCCCGAUAUCUGCGCCAAUGGUAUUUGUGAGAAUUUGCGAGGUAGUUAUCGUUGCAAUUGCAACAGUGGCUAUGAACCAGAUGCAUCUGGAAGGAACUGCAUUGACAUUGAUGAGUGCUUGGUAAACAGACUCCUUUGUGAUAAUGGACUCUGCCGAAACACACCAGGAAGUUAUAGCUGUACGUGUCCCCUUGGCUACAUGUUUCGGAUGGAAACAGAAACCUGUGAAGAUAUAAAUGAAUGUGAAAGCAACCCAUGUGUCAAUGGGGCCUGCAGGAACAACCUUGGGUCUUUCAACUGUGAAUGUUCUCCUGGCAGCAAGCUCAGCUCCACAGGGUUGAUCUGCAUUGACAGCCUGAAAGGGACAUGUUGGCUCAACAUCCAGGACAACCGCUGUGAGGUGAACAUUAACGGGGCCACCCUGAAGUCUGAGUGCUGUGCCACCCUUGGAGCUGCCUGGGGGAGUCCUUGUGAGCGCUGUGAACUGGAUGCAGCUUGCUCAAGAGGGUUUGCCAGGAUUAAAGGUGUUACUUGUGAAGAUGUUAAUGAGUGUGAGGUGUUUCCUGGUGUUUGUCCAAAUGGACGCUGUGUCAAUAGCAAAGGAUCUUUUCACUGUGAGUGCCCUGAAGGCCUUACAUUGGAUGGAACGGGCCGUGUGUGCUUAGAUGUUCGUAUGGAGCAGUGCUACCUGAAGUGGGAUGAAGAUGAAUGCAUCCAUCCUGUCCCUGGAAAGUUCCGCAUGGAUGCCUGCUGCUGUGCCGUUGGGGCUGCCUGGGGCACCGAAUGUGAAGAAUGCCCCAAACCUGGCACCAAGGAGUAUGAGACCCUGUGCCCUCGGGGGCCUGGCUUUGCCAACAGAGGAGAUGUUCUCACUGGGCGGCCAUUUUAUAAAGAUAUCAACGAAUGCAAAGCUUUUCCUGGCAUGUGCACCUAUGGCAAGUGCCGGAAUACAAUUGGAAGUUUCAAGUGUCGUUGCAAUAGUGGCUUUGCUCUGGACAUGGAGGAAAGAAAUUGUACAGACAUCGACGAGUGCAGGAUCUCCCCUGACCUCUGUGGCAGUGGCGUCUGUGUCAACACACCAGGCAGCUUCGAGUGCGAGUGCUUUGAAGGUUAUGAGAGUGGCUUCAUGAUGAUGAAGAACUGCAUGGACAUUGACGAAUGUGAACGUAACCCUCUCCUUUGUAGGGGUGGCACCUGUGUGAACACUGAGGGCAGCUUCCACUGUGACUGCCCACUGGGACAUGAGCUGUCACUGUCACGCGAGGACUGUGUGGAUAUUAAUGAGUGUUCCUUGAGUGACAAUCUCUGCAGGAAUGGCAAAUGUGUAAACAUGAUUGGAACCUAUCAGUGCUCUUGCAAUUCUGGAUACCAAGCCACACCAGACCGCCAAGGCUGCACAGACAUUGACGAGUGUCUGAUCAUGAACGGAGGCUGUGACACUCUGUGCACCAACUCGGAAGGAAGCUACGCGUGCAGCUGCAUUGAAGGCUAUGCCCUGAUGCCUGACGGGAGAUCGUGCGCGGAUAUUGAUGAAUGUGAGAAUAACCCCGACACCUGUGACGGGGGGCAGUGCACCAACAUCCCUGGGGAGUACCGCUGCCUCUGCUAUGAUGGGUUCAUGGCUUCUAUGGACAUGAAAACAUGCAUUGAUGUGAAUGAGUGUGACCUCAAUUCAAACAUCUGUAUGUUCGGGGAGUGCGAGAACACCAAGGGCUCUUUUAUUUGCCACUGCCAGCUGGGCUAUUCGGUGAAGAAGGGAACCACUGGAUGCACAGAUGUGGACGAGUGUGAAAUUGGCGCCCACAACUGUGACAUGCAUGCCUUGUGUCUGAACAUCCCGGGAAGCUUCAAGUGCAGCUGCCGAGAAGGCUGGGUGGGAAAUGGCAUCAAAUGUAUCGAUCUGGAUGAAUGUUCUAAUGGAACCCACCAGUGUAGCAUAAAUGCUCAGUGUGUGAAUACUCCUGGCUCAUACCGAUGUACCUGCUCUCAGGGCUUCACUGGCGAUGGCUUUACCUGUUCAGAUAUUGAUGAGUGUGCAGAAAACAUAAAUCUCUGUGAAAAUGGGCAGUGCCUCAACGUCCCUGGGGCCUACCGCUGCGAGUGCGAGAUGGGCUUCACCCCAGCCUCCGACAGCAGGUCCUGCCAAGAUAUUGAUGAAUGUUCCUUCCAAAAUAUUUGUGUCUUUGGAACAUGUAAUAAUUUACCUGGAAUGUUUCACUGUAUCUGUGAUGAUGGUUAUGAACUGGACAGAACUGGAGGGAACUGUACAGAUGUCGAUGAGUGUGCGGAUCCCAUCAACUGUGUCAACGGCCUCUGUGUCAACACACCUGGUCGUUAUGAGUGCAACUGCCCACCAGAUUUCCAGCUGAACCCCACAGGUGUGGGUUGUGUUGACAACCGUGUAGGCAACUGCUAUCUGAAAUUUGGUCCUCGAGGAGACGGAAGUCUGUCUUGCAACACAGAAAUUGGGGUGGGGGUCAGUCGCUCCUCCUGCUGCUGCUCCCUGGGGAAGGCCUGGGGCAACCCCUGUGAGACUUGCCCCCCUGUCAACAGCACUGAAUAUUACACCCUGUGUCCUGGAGGUGAAGGCUUUAGACCCAACCCCAUCACAAUCAUCUUAGAAGACAUUGACGAGUGCCAGGAGUUACCAGGUCUCUGCCAGGGUGGAAACUGCAUCAACACUUUUGGGAGCUUCCAGUGUGAGUGUCCACAGGGCUACUACCUGAGUGAGGAAACCCGCAUCUGUGAAGAUAUCGAUGAGUGUUUUGCACACCCCGGCGUAUGUGGGCCUGGCACCUGCUAUAACACCCUGGGAAACUACACCUGUAUUUGCCCACCGGAGUACAUGCAGGUCAAUGGAGGCCGCCACUGCAUGGACAUGAGGAAAAGCUUUUGCUACCGAAGCUAUAACGGAACCACCUGUGAGAACGAGUUACCUUUCAACGUGACAAAGAGGAUGUGCUGUUGUACAUACAAUGUUGGCAAAGCCUGGAACAAACCUUGUGAACCGUGCCCAAUGCCAGGAACAACUGAUUUUAAAGCCAUAUGUGGAAAUAUUCCUGGAUUCACCUUUGACAUUCACACAGGAAAAGCUGUUGACAUCGAUGAAUGUAAGGAGAUUCCAGGCAUUUGUGCAAACGGUGUGUGCAUUAACCAGAUUGGCAGCUUCCGCUGUGAAUGCCCUACAGGCUUCAGUUAUAAUGACUUGCUCUUGGUCUGUGAAGACAUCGAUGAGUGCAGCAAUGGGGACAAUGUGUGCCAGCGCAACGCAGACUGCAUCAACAGCCCCGGCAGCUACCGCUGCGAAUGCGCCACAGGCUUCAAGCUCUCGCCCAAUGGCGCCUGUGUAGAUCGGAACGAAUGUUUAGAAAUUCCUAAUGUUUGCAGUCAUGGCCUGUGUGUUGAUUUGCAAGGAAGUUACCAGUGCAUCUGCCACAAUGGUUUUAAGGCUUCUCAAGACCAGACCAUGUGCAUGGAUGUUGAUGAGUGUGAGAGACACCCAUGUGGAAAUGGAACUUGUAAGAACACAGUGGGAUCCUACAACUGCCUGUGCUACCCGGGAUUUGAGCUCACUCACAAUAAUGAUUGCCUGGACAUAGAUGAGUGCAGCUCCUUUUUUGGUCAGGUGUGCAGAAAUGGACGGUGUUUUAAUGAAAUUGGCUCCUUUAAGUGUUUGUGUAAUGAAGGUUAUGAACUCACUCCGGAUGGCAAAAAUUGUAUAGAUACUAACGAGUGUGUUGCCCUUCCGGGCUCUUGUUCUCCUGGGACCUGUCAGAAUUUGGAGGGUUCCUUCAGGUGCAUUUGUCCCCCAGGGUAUGAAGUCAAAAGCGAGAACUGCAUUGAUAUAAAUGAAUGUGAAGAGGAUCCCAACAUUUGCCUUUUUGGUUCCUGUACCAAUACUCCAGGGGGCUUCCAGUGUAUCUGCCCCCCUGGCUUUGUGCUGUCUGAUAAUGGACGGAGGUGCUUUGAUACUCGCCAGAGUUUCUGCUUCACAAAUUUUGAAAAUGGAAAGUGUUCUGUACCCAAAGCUUUCAACACCACAAAAGCAAAAUGCUGCUGCAGUAAAAUGCCUGGAGAAGGAUGGGGGGACCCCUGUGAGCUGUGCCCUAAAGAUGAUGAAGUUGCAUUCCAGGAUUUGUGUCCAUAUGGCCAUGGAACUGUCCCUAGUCUUCAUGAUACACGUGAAGAUGUCAAUGAGUGUCUAGAGAGCCCAGGCAUUUGUUCAAAUGGUCAGUGUAUCAACACGGAUGGAUCUUUUCGCUGUGAAUGUCCAAUGGGAUACAACCUUGAUUACACUGGAGUGCGAUGUGUGGAUACUGAUGAGUGUUCAGUUGGCAAUCCAUGCGGAAAUGGUACCUGCGCCAAUGUGAUUGGAAGUUUUGAGUGCAAUUGCAAUGAAGGCUUCGAGCCAGGACCCAUGAUGAAUUGUGAAGACAUCAAUGAAUGUACCCAAAACCCACUGCUCUGUGCCUUCCGCUGCAUGAACACCUUUGGGUCCUAUGAAUGCACAUGCCCCAUCGGCUACGCGCUCAGGGAGGACCAGAAGAUGUGCAAAGAUCUGGAUGAGUGUGCAGAAGGUCUGCACGACUGCGAAUCCAGAGGCAUGAUGUGUAAGAACCUGAUUGGCACCUUCAUGUGCAUCUGUCCCCCGGGGAUGGCCCGCAGGCCUGAUGGAGAAGGCUGUAUAGAUGAAAAUGAAUGCAGGACCAAGCCAGGAAUCUGUGAAAAUGGGCGCUGUAUUAAUAUCAUUGGGAGCUAUCGGUGUGAAUGUAAUGAAGGUUUCCAGUCAAGUUCCUCAGGCACUGAAUGCCUUGACAACCGGCAGGGACUCUGCUUCGCCGAGGUCUUGCAGACCAUGUGCCAGAUGGCUUCCAGCAGCCGCAAUCUGGUCACCAAGUCCGAAUGCUGUUGCGAUGGUGGAAGGGGCUGGGGGCACCACUGUGAGCUGUGCCCACUUCCCGGAACUGCCCAGUACAAAAAGAUAUGUCCUCACGGCCCAGGGUAUACCACAGAUGGGAGAGAUAUUGAUGAGUGUAAGGUAAUGCCAAAUUUGUGCACCAAUGGCCAGUGCAUCAACACUAUGGGCUCAUUCCGAUGCUUCUGUGAGGUCGGCUACACCACAGACAUCAGUGGAACCUCCUGCAUAGACCUUGAUGAAUGUUCCCAGUCCCCCAAACCAUGCAACUUCAUCUGCAAGAACUCAGAGGGGAGCUACCAAUGCUCCUGUCCUCGGGGAUAUGUCCUUCAAGAGGAUGCGAAGACAUGUAAAGAUCUUGAUGAAUGCCAGACGAAACAACACAAUUGUCAGUUCCUCUGUGUCAACACCCUGGGAGGAUUCACUUGUAAAUGCCCCCCAGGUUUCACCCAGCAUCACACUGCUUGCAUUGACAACAAUGAGUGUGGCUCUCAGCCUUCUCUUUGUGGAGCCAAGGGGAUCUGCCAGAACACCCCCGGGAGCUUCAGCUGCGAAUGCCAACGGGGAUUCUCGCUUGAUGCCACUGGACUCAACUGUGAAGAUGUUGAUGAGUGUGAUGGAAACCACAGGUGCCAACAUGGGUGCCAGAAUAUCCUGGGGGGCUACAGGUGCGGCUGCCCUCAAGGGUAUGUGCAGCACUACCAGUGGAACCAGUGCGUGGAUGAGAAUGAGUGUUCCAACCCCAGCGCCUGUGGCUCUGCUUCCUGCUACAACACCCUGGGGAGUUACAAGUGCGCCUGCCCCUCGGGGUUCUCCUUUGACCAGUUCUCCAGUGCCUGCCAUGAUGUGAAUGAGUGCUCCUCCUCCAAGAACCCCUGCAAUUAUGGCUGCUCCAAUACCGAAGGGGGCUACCUCUGCGGCUGCCCACCGGGGUACUACAGAGUGGGACAGGGCCACUGUGUGUCUGGAAUGGGAUUCAGCAAAAGCCAGUACCUAUCACUGGACACCGAGGUGGACGAGGAAAAUGCUCUGUCCCCAGAAGCAUGCUAUGAAUGCAAAAUCAAUGGCUACUCCAAGAAAGAUGGCAGGCAGAAGAGGAGCAUGCAGGACCCCGAGCCCACAGCUGUGGAUCAGGUCAGCCUCGAGAGCAUGGACAUAGACACCCCAGUCAGCAUGAAGUUCAACCUCUCAGACCUCGGCUCUAAGGAGCACAUCCUGGAACUCAUGCCCGCCAUCGAGCCCCUCAACAACCACAUCCGCUAUGUCAUCUCCCAAGGCAACGACGAUGGCUUCUUCCGACUUCACCAAAGGAACGGACUCAGCUACCUGCACACGGCCAGGAAGAAGCCCACACCUGGCAUGUACACACUGGAGAUCAGCAGCGUCCCCCUCUACAAGAAGAAGGAGCUGAAGAAGCUAGAGGAGAGAAACGAGGAUGACUAUCUCCUGGGGGAGCUGGGGGAGGCCCUCAGGAUGAGGCUGCAGAUCCAGCUGUACUAACCCUUCACAGAGGCGCUUCCAGGCCCAGAGCGCAGCAGAACCGGGCUUCAGAGACACAGGAAAAGUCAAAGACUGAAUUCUGUAGAGGAAAACAAAUUACUUUGGUUUCUUUCCUCCUAUGUCAGACUUUGGAAUGUUGACCUGCACGGGGAGGGGUAACAGACUCUAGUGUGGCCAAAGAUUUGAGUACAAAGGCAAUCGUAGUUACUGUAUUUUUAUAUAACUUCAUUUUAAAAUAUAUUUUUAAACAUAAAUGUUCAAGAGAUCAGCAUAUGGCACUAAAUGCACAAAAUAAUGUGAGCUUCCCUCCCUCCCUCCCCCCCAUUAGCAGUCUGUAACACUUUGGGUAUUUUGCUAUAGUUGCUAGUUUAAAAAUAUAGAUGUUUAUUUAUUUUUAAUGCAGUAAUAUAUGGAGAAAUGAACAAAACUAUGUAAACAAAAAGGGAAACUUACUUGUUUUUCCUUAGAUUUAUAAAUUUGAGCUAUUUCUUUUAGAGGUGCUUUAAAAAAAUUCAGUAGAUUCAAGAAAAGUUUCCUUUGUUUUUUUCUGCCAGUCAUCUACCUGGUAAACACCUGCCUACUUUAAAGAAAGCCUCAGAAAACUGAAUGGGCAAUGUGAUCAAUAAUCUAAAAGACACAAAUGUCAUUAGAGCAAAGGAGGGCAAAGUCAGAAGAGCUCCUUGUGACACAAUUCAUAUCACCAGAGUUGCCAGGCAAUGAUAAAUGAAGUACAACCACUGUAGCAAAAUACCUUGACUGCUUGUGAGCAUUGGAGACCAGACUGUACUGUAUCUCCUUUCCAACCUCAAGGAACCACGUGUGCUACCCAGAACACCUCAUUCCCACCCAGGGUGCACUGCGCACUGUGGGCCCCGGCAGCUGAAGAACUGCCAGUUCCUCUGAGUGGGGACACCCGGCGUUCUAUAGUGUUUGGUGCUGUCUUAGAUUAAUGGUGCAUUUAUUUUUGUUCAAGCUAUUUCAGGAUUGCCAUAUGUGCAAACAAAUCAUGCAGUGCAGCAAGGAGUAUAUGUUGUUGUUGUGUUGUUGUUAUAAAUCCAUUUUUUUAGAAUUUUCAUUAAUACUGUAGUUAUACACCAUAUGCCUUCUUUUUUAUCAUAGCUUAUUGUGUAUGAAAGAUGUUUGUACCAUGAAUUAAUGUUAGUUUGCUUUAGUCAUGUGAAAGAGCUGUUGUACCGGGAGAUGCUAAUAAGAGCCGGUCUUCGUGUUCUUUAUCCUCAGCAACCUGUCCCUUGACCACUGACCAGACCUCACACGUGAAUGGCCAAAGCACACCCCAACUCCUGUCUGUUCCUCACACCUGUGUUCACCAAAGAGUAGUCACCAGUUAGAGCUAUUAUUUUGGACUGGUUUUAUUUUUGUUUGUAAUAACUAAAAAAAGAAGUUGUAAAUUUGUAAUCAAGUGUUUGUGAGGAAAAAGUGGUUUUUGAUUUUGGUUUUAUAUGUCUCUGUAUCAAAUAUGACACUUUCCGUUCAAUAAAGCUUAUUUUGGGGUAA
This is a messenger RNA of Perognathus longimembris pacificus (Pacific pocket mouse), 10326 nucleotides long. It is a transcript of the gene Fbn2, whose product is annotated as fibrillin 2. The transcript has 65 exons. Lineage: Eukaryota; Metazoa; Chordata; Mammalia; Rodentia; Heteromyidae. Gene Ontology annotation, molecular function: calcium ion binding. Bases 73 to 8811 code for a protein of 2912 amino acids. The record is from RefSeq and is a predicted model, not a curated record.